Molecule: messenger RNA, 663 nt
Organism: Acanthochromis polyacanthus (spiny chromis)
Lineage: Eukaryota; Metazoa; Chordata; Actinopteri; Pomacentridae
Gene: org
Product: oogenesis-related gene
Exons: 6
Coding region: 1-663 (220 amino acids)
Source: RefSeq, a predicted model, not a curated record
AUGACGACUGAAGUCCAUGAAGACGCCGUGGAGCAGCAGCAGCAGCAGCAGGAGGAGGACAGAGUUGUGAGGACAGACGGCGUGCUGCGCUCCGUGCUCAGAGGUCUCCUCUGGCCUUUACGCAUCCUGGUACGUGGAUACCGCGGGUUUUGGUGGAUGUUGGGCUACCGGCAACCCCAAGAGAUAGUCGUCGUCACCCCCGUGGUUCAAAGCCCCUCACGGCACAGCCUCACCGGCCGGAAGCGUCUCCGUCGGAUCACCCGCUUGCUGCUGUCCAUCCUACCCUGGUGUGUGCAGGGCUUCUUGGGCUACCCGGUGGCCAGCCGCAUCGGCCUCUCCUUGUCCCCAGAAAUCAGAGGCUCUCCUACAAAACCUUGUGGAAAAGGCAGCAAGAGGAAGCAGGAUGAGUUGGACGAGGAUGAAGACGAAGAGGAGCAGCCGACCUGGGUGGAGGCGCUCAGUCAGGACCUCGCCGAUGACGAAGGCCCCGACGUGGAUCCUGACUUUGAGCCCAGUACUAUAGAAACGGAUACUGAAGAAUACAACUUGCACAACGACACCGAAAGCGACUUCGAGGUUCCAGGGAAAGGCAUUGUUAUUGAGGAUGUGAAGACGGACGCUGAAGUUUCUACGUCGGCUGAAGACUCUGUUCCUGCUGUUUAA